Molecule: messenger RNA, 1510 nt
Organism: Hibiscus syriacus
Lineage: Eukaryota; Viridiplantae; Streptophyta; Magnoliopsida; Malvales; Malvaceae
Product: WEB family protein At2g40480-like
Exons: 3
Coding region: 36-1430 (464 amino acids)
Source: RefSeq, a predicted model, not a curated record
AUCUGCACAUUAUUAGUCAAUCUUUAGCUAUUUGUAUGUAUGCAUAUGCAAUGGAAGCGGCAGCUGUACCUCAAGACCCUUCAAUGGAAGGGGUUCUGGAUGCACCCGGGGAUACGAGGCCCAAGUCCAGCUCCGAGGACUUCAAGUUUUGCACCCCGAACCACGGAAUUCGGAGGGUGAGUUGGAGAGCCGAGAUCGAUACUUCACCGCCUUUCGAGUCGGUUAAGGAGGCCGUGACCCGGUUUGGUGGCAGCGGACCUUGGGUGCCACUGUACAAGUUUGCACAGGCAUGUCAUGGAAAUGAAGAAUUUGACAUAAAUAAAGUUGAAGAACAAGCAGCAGAAUUGGAGAAAAAUCUGAUAGUGAAAGAAUUGGAAACACUUGAUGUGCUUGAAGAAUUGGGAACCACCAAAAGGAUGGUGGAAGAUUUAAAGAGACAGCUCAAAGAUGAAGCUUUGAAAAGCAUGAUCAAUAAUGAACAUACCAGAACAGGGAGUUCGAGACCUCACCGCCGUCACCGUCCGGUUUUGUCUUCGGAUUCGAUCUUGAUGGAGUCGAAACAAGCGAAGUUGAACAUCGGUGAAACUAUCGAUGAUCUUGGAGUGAUACCAAGAGCAGAGCCAUUGCUUGACAAAGUUGCUGAAGUGAGGUGGUUUGCAGCUAAGAAAAUGGAGAAAGCAGCCAUGGCAGCAGAGGCUCUUGCUCUUUUUGAACUCGGUGCACUUGCCGGAACAAAGGGUUUGUCUAGCAACGAGAUGUCAUCGGGAUUUUCCUUCCCGGUGCCGGAGCCGGAGCCGGAUCAGUCUCCUCGAACACCAAAAAUGCUUCAUACAGUAAAUGAAUUUGAUGAAGCAAACAAUAUUUCUGAACAUACAAUCCUGAGGAAGCUUGAGGAAGCAUCAGAUGAAAUCAAACACUGUAAAAAGGCAUUGGAAGAGGCUCUUAAAAGCGUUGAAAUCGCAAACCAGAAGCAACUCGAUGCCGAGGAGGCACUCAGGAGAUGGAUCAUUAACCCCAUACAAGGACACAAGUCACAUAACAACAAACAGGUGGUCUACAAUGGUACCAAGACCAACAAUUCAUAUCAAAAUCUUCCAAGAUCUCCAUUAAGAGACCUGAUGAACAAGGAAAACCCGGAAUUUGACGACAACCCGAAGCCUGUUCUGAGGCCAACAACUGUGUCGAUGAGGGAUAUGCUGAGCAAUAAACAAGUUACUCCUCAAGAAUGUGUGGUGAAAAGGGCUAAUGAUGAAGGCCAAAGUGGAAGAAAGAAAGUGGCUUUGAGCCAAAUGCUUGAUGAACUGAAGCAAGAUGUGAGGUUUCAACCAAGAACUGAUCAUCAAAAACAGAAACAGAUCUUCACACAAAGGAGAAAAUUUGGGUUCAUCCACAUUUCUCUCCCAUCAAAGCAAAGCAAAAAGAAACCAUAAGUUUUGAAUUCAAUGUGAUAUACAAUAGGUUUGUUGUAGUAUGUUUAUGUUGUGUUUUGAGUUAUUAAAUCACGGUGCUG